CUCCUAUUGAGACUUUUCCAAGCCGACUUUGUCCCCUUGUAACAGUGCCUUUCAGCUGUGGCUGUUUUGUAGCGGUACACAAUCUGUGACAGGGUGUCGGUUCGUUCGGGUUGGUGUGGCCGAAAGCGCGGGUUGAGGCGGGGGAGGCGGAAGGUAGACGACGGGGAGCUGACAUACGUUGACCACUAGUAGACUUGGGAAUUCCAAGCCUAAGAACUGCAAAGUAUUGAUUGCUAGUUUAGAGAAGCUUGUUUAAACUAUCCAGCCCAAUGCCUAGUUCCUUUGCUUGUAUGAAACUGCUUCAGUAACUAUAUAAAAGGCCCUGCCCAUAGACCGGCCGGAAGAGAUUGGAAUAACGACGGACACUACCGCCAAGGAAACCGCGAUCACCGUCGUGAUCAUUCCGUCGCGAUUAAAUAUAAAAAAAGCAAGCACUAGGAAUCCCUAAUAACAAAUGGGCUUUCCCGGCUACCUGCACCUUCUAGUCGGGCAAGUCGAUUCGUGUCAGCCGCAAGGCAUUCUUUCUAGGCAUCUACAGGGCCCAUGCGCUAGGAUUCAGCGCUGUCGGAUUGAACGAUAUAAGGACAACCUGGGGGACAGAAUUCCUACUGCGGGCGCACUUGCAAGAGAUUGCCGACCUCGUGCGCCCUCAAAAAAAGAUGCCCUCGCCAACGAGGCCACCCUUCUCGGCAGAUACUGGCAACAGCGCCGGGAGCGCGACGAUCGGUUCCAUGCCUUGCAGGAAGAGGCUUUGCUCCUUGCCCGCCUACAAUCUGAUAGGGAAGAAGACGACGUAGCCCUUCCUCCCAACUGGCAGCUUACCGAGGAGCUCUCCCCCUACACGCGUGGCGCCUCACGGCACGAGACGAGCGCACGGUCCGGAAGGUGA
Messenger RNA from Gaeumannomyces tritici R3-111a-1, 889 nucleotides. RefSeq lists its product as hypothetical. NCBI's taxonomy places the organism in Eukaryota, Fungi, Ascomycota, Sordariomycetes, Magnaporthales, Magnaporthaceae. The coding region runs from base 455 to 889 and encodes 144 amino acids. The transcript is spliced from 3 exons. The record is from RefSeq and is a predicted model, not a curated record.